GGUCCUUUGAUACCGUCUAUGGUCUGGUCCAGCUAACAUUAGCUGACCUGCUUGGCUCAGUGGCAGGACCGAUUUCACGGAUAAUGAGGUUUUAUUUUUAGCCUUGAUAACGUUAAAAAAGGAGAACAGGCCGGAUGGUGAGCAGAAAGAGCUAACAGGAGCGGGAACCGUCAAUGAAAGACACCGAGAGGAUCCAUGGCAAAGUGGCUGAAGGACUACCUGAACUUUGGCACCAGGCGUGACCCUCCACAGCCCCCGAGGCCGGAUUACAGCGAGAGUGAGAUCCUGAGGGCCUACAGAGCUCAGAAGGAGCUGGACUUCGAGGACCCGUAUCAACACUCGGAUAAGGAGCAUCAGAAUGGUGGUUUCAGCCCCUGUAGCGCCACAGUGAGCCUUCCUUCGUUCCCUGAGUUUGGUUCAGUGCUGCCCAACGGGUUGGAGGUGAAAGUGGUUUCUCCUAAACACAGACUAAUUAAAGUGGACUCUCAGGAGUUUGGCAGCUGUAAAGUCCCUCUCAGUCCUGUGACGGUCCAAGAAGAACCUGUGGUCCCCUCGGCCCCGGCAGCGCUGGACGGAGACACAGAUUACUCUGAUCCGUUUGAUGUGCGUCCAGACCCGAGAGGCAGAACCAACUGGGAGCCCAAACCUGCACCAGCAGACUGCUGCAGCUACAUGGAGCCCUUUGAGGCUCAGCGCAUUAUCUCAGAACUGCAGCACAGCAUGAUGACUAACAGGUCUGGGAGCAGCGAUGGCGGCCAGCUGUACGAUAACCCGUACGAGGAGAGGACUCGUCUGUACCAGCGAGCUGCUCCAGCAGCUCAGCAGCUGAAUCUGGCUCAGACAGACAGCAGAGAGAGCCGGCUGCCUCAGGACGACGAGAGGCCUGCUGAUGAGUACGACCAGCCCUGGGAGUGGAAGAAGGACAACAUCUCCAAAGCUUUAGCAGUCCAGUUUGAAGGAGCAGAGAGGGAGCGGUCUCGGGUCCAGACGGAGCAGAACAGACUCACCAAGAAGGUUCCUGGUUCCUCCACAGCCGACUCCACCACCCUCCGUCUGGUUGGAGACACUCCUCCUCUCCUCGGGGAGAGAGUCGACCCCUACAUGCCACUGGAGAGACAAGUGUGGUACCAUGGAGCUCUGAGCCGCUCCGAGGCUGAGAGCCUGCUGACGCUGUGUAAGGAGAGCUCCUACCUGGUGAGGAACAGCCAGACCUGCCGCAACGACUACUCCCUCUCCCUCAGGAGCUGUAAAGGUUUCAUGCACAUGAAGUUCGUGCAGUCGUCAGACGGGCGCUACGUCCUGGGAGAGAACAGUCCUCCGUUCUCCACCAUCCCCGAGGUCAUCCACUACUACACCACACACCAGCUGCCCAUCAGAGGAGCUGAGCACAUGUCUCUACUGUACCCCGUCAUCGUCCAGACCCUCUGACCUCCUCCUGCUCCUCCUCCUGCUACUGAAUACAUGAUAAUACACACCAUGUUUACCUUCUGACCCUCAUAUACAUGCCUUCUUCAUCUCCACUCUCCCUGCAGCCUGCUAGAGAUUGGACUGUUUCUGUUCUUCAUAACCCACAAAAACUACACUGGCAGCUUCAAAAGAGCACUGCAGAAAGAAAAAGAAAAGGUUUUUAAAAACCAGAUAAAACAGUAAAUCUGAGGGAAAUGAUCUUGCUGCAUGGACAGAUAAUUUAUCUUGACAAGAUUUAUUAAAUUAAGAUUAUUAAAUCUAGGAAUAAGCAUGUUGAACACUUAAAAUAAGAAAUUAACUCUUAAAACAAGAUUAAUGAUCUAACACUUCUAAAUCUAAAGGUUUUUUAAUCUUAUCUUAUUUUAAGGACAAUUUUGUUCUGUUUUUUCUGAAAAAAAAUUUUGUUUUCCAGAGUUUUUUCCCGUUUUUCGGACUAUUUUUUCUGUUUUUCUGACAA
Messenger RNA from Centropristis striata (black sea bass), 1924 nucleotides. RefSeq names its product SH2 domain-containing adapter protein F-like. Lineage: Eukaryota; Metazoa; Chordata; Actinopteri; Perciformes; Serranidae. The transcript is spliced from 8 exons. Bases 196 to 1428 code for a protein of 410 amino acids. The record is from RefSeq and is a predicted model, not a curated record. Gene Ontology annotation, molecular function: phosphotyrosine residue binding.